Linum tenue is the source of this 279-nucleotide messenger RNA. Lineage: Eukaryota; Viridiplantae; Streptophyta; Magnoliopsida; Malpighiales; Linaceae. The record is from the annotation of a GenBank genome assembly.
GAGUCACUGGGACUUGAAUUUGAUGCUGAUCUUCUCAAGGUAUGUCAUGAGUCGGCAAUCUGUGCCUUGUAUGCUGAUCUCUCAAGACAGUGCAUGACUUGUGGACAUCGCUUCAAGACCCAAGAAGAGCACAACGCUCACAUGGAUUGGCACGUAAGUGGUUUGGCGGAGUCCAGCGGAGUAAUGCCCAUUGUAGACUUGAGGCAAGAUAAUGAGGUCAUUGUAGAAGAGGGCAGUCAAAGGAAACCGGAAUUAAAAGUUGUGGUAGACCAAUCUUAA